Molecule: messenger RNA, 441 nt
Organism: Puccinia triticina
Lineage: Eukaryota; Fungi; Basidiomycota; Pucciniomycetes; Pucciniales; Pucciniaceae
Exons: 2
Coding region: 1-441 (146 amino acids)
Biological process (GO): biosynthetic process
Molecular function (GO): pyridoxal phosphate binding
Source: RefSeq, a predicted model, not a curated record
AUGCCAACCUCACUUGAGAAAAGGCUACAAUCAGCCCUAGAUUCCCGCAAGGCACACUCAAACCUUAGAUCAUUGGAUCCUAUUCCUGCUUGGGCUCCAAAAGACUCAACUAGCUUACAACCAAAGACCAACUUAAUAGACUUCUCCUCCAAUGAUUAUCUGUCUUUUGCUUCUUCUCCUCAUAUCCGUGAAGUGUUCCUAGAAAAUCUCUCAAAAGCUAAGGAGAACCCUUUAGGCCCAUCUAGCUCUAGAUUACUUGAUGGCAACACUAUCCUUCACCAAAACUUAGAGAACAAAUUGACAAAGUUUUUCAAAGGCCAAGCAGGCUUAUUGUUUAAUAGUGGCUUUGAUGCUAAUAACCUCACCUAUUCAUCGAGUAUCUUUUCUUCACAAUUCCCUCAUCAGCUUAUCAGAAACCCUCAAAGCUAUUCUGUUAAAUGA